Messenger RNA from Corchorus capsularis, 4515 nucleotides. NCBI's taxonomy places the organism in Eukaryota, Viridiplantae, Streptophyta, Magnoliopsida, Malvales, Malvaceae. The record is from the annotation of a GenBank genome assembly.
AUGUCCUUUGACACGGGAGUGUCCCAUUUUCUCCAACAUGAUGAUUCGGGUGAAACUACUCCAAUUAGUGAAGCAAGCACCUUGCCAUGUGAGCAGCUUGCUUUGGUGACAUGGCACGGUGGGUGGGACCUUGAAAGCCACGGUGGAGCCAAGCUAGCACCUCUCCAAGUAGAUGCCACGGUGGAAGCAAGCACCAAUCCUAGUUUCACACAUUCAAAAAUGAAGGCAUGGAAAACCCUUGUGGUGAAAGCUUUGGUUGUGCGGAGAUUUAUCAUGUCUCAACAAGGAAAUGAUGGGGGUCGAGUUGCUCCAAAUGAUGCGGUUGAAAACCUUAGAGGCCUUGUGGAAACACUAAGAGAAAGGCUUCAUGUGAUGGAAGAAAGAGAGAGACGCCGUGAAGAGAGUGAAGGGAGUUUUUGCUCUCAUACUAGAAGAGGAGGCCGAGGUAGUGGCGCUUCUAGUACCUCUAGUGAACCAUUGCAUCCGGAUGAUGUAAGAGCUCAUUUAAGGAGGCAACAUCAACAACAAAGGAGAAAUGAUAUAGUUGGUGAUGUUGGUGAUGCAAAUCGGCAAGUACAAAGAGUAAGAGAUGAAGAUGAAGUUCAAAACACCUAUGUUCAUGCUUAUACUCCCAAAGUUGAGAUUCCAGAAUUUGAUGGGAAAGGGCAACCAGAUGAUUUUCUUGAUUGGUUACAUACGGUGGAAAGGAUCUUUGAAUAUCAAGAUGUGCCCGAAAAUAAGCAAAUGGUCCGAGAAUCGAAGAAGAAAUUCUUGCCCGAGGACUACAAGCAAGAUGUGUUUAUCAAGCUUCAAAAUCUAAAACAAUGUGCUAUGAGUGUUUCGGACUAUACAGCUGAGUUUGAUUCUUUGAUGAUCAAGGCAAACAUUAGUGAGCUCGAGGAGCAAACAAUUGCAAGGUACUUGGCGAGUUUGAGAGUUGAUAUUACUAAUGUUGUUUCAUUGCAGCCUUAUUGGUCCUUGAAUGAUGUUACUAAGUUUGCCUUGCGGGUUGAGAGGCAAUUGAAGUCAAAAUCUGUCAUGAGGUUUGAAGGUAAAGAUUUUGGCAAGGGGACUACUUCUAAGUCUCCAUUUGCUCCUAAACCGAAAGUUGAUGAGAGGGACAGAGGCAAGAAAGGUGGUGAUGAUGCCAAGAAAGCCAAGUUGAGGCAAGAGAGGAAGUGCUUCAAAUGCCAUGGUUUUGGGCAUAUGGCCGCGGAUUGUCUUAAUAGGAGAGUUGUUACUCUUGUGGAGGAUAAUGAUGAUGAUCAUGAAGAGGGUGAUGAAGUACCCGAGGAGGAGGAGGAAGAGGAACUCACCUAUGCCGAUCAUGGAGAGUCCAUUGUGGUGCAACAAUGUUUCAAGGUGAGUCAAGUGGUAGAGGGUGAAGAUUGGAAGAGAAAGAAUGUGUUUCAUACUCGGUGUACAUGCCAAGGCAGAGUGUGUAUGGUGAUUAUUGAUAGUGGGAGUUUUGAGAACUUAGCCUCGGUGGAAAUGGUUGAGAAGCUUAGGUUGAAGACUACUCCACAUCCUUCACCGUACAAGCUUAGUUGGUUAAAAGAUGAGUCGGAUUUGAGGGUGACUUUGAGGUGUAUUGUAUCAUUUUCCAUUGGGAAAUACUAUUCGGAUGAGGUUGAGUGUGAUGUUGUUCCCAUGGAUGCUUGUCACUUGUUGUUGGGGAGUCCUUGGUUAUAUGAUAGGCUUAUUAUCUAUGAUGGUCAUGCUCAUACUUACACUUUGAGGAAGGAUGGCCAAAAGAUCACUUUGGCUCCUUUGAAGCCAAAUAUUGUUCCUACACCAAAGAGGGAAUCUUUGCUCAUGACUAGGAAGGAAUUGGUCCGAAAGCUUAAAGGUGAGCCUAUUGCAUUUGCUUUGGUUAUCUUUGAUAUGAAUGGUGAUGUGCAGGGUUCGGGUUUGCACCCAAAAUUGGUACCACUAUUUGAUGAAUAUGGAGAUGUGUUCCCGGAUGAAAUUCCAGCUGGUUUUCCACCCUUGAGGGAUAUUCAACACCAAAUUGAUCUCAUUCCAGUUCCUGCUCUAUUGGUGCUAAAGAAGGACGGUUCAUGGAGGAUGUGUGUUGAUAGCCGAGCCAUCAAUAAGAUCACCAUUGAUUAUAGAUUUCCCAUUCCUUGGCUUGAUGACUUGCUUGAUCAACUACAUGGUGCAAAGGUGUUUUCCAAGAUUGAUUUGAGGAGUGAAUAUCACCAGAUUCAGAUGAAGCCAGUAGAUGAGUGGAAAACAACUUUUAAGACAAGGGAUGGCUUGUAUGAGUGGCUUGUGAUGCCGUUCGGGUUGUCUAAUGCACCUAGCACAUUCAUGAGAUUUAUGAACCAUGUUCUCAAGCCUUGUGUAGGUGAGUGUGUAGUUGUGUAUUUUGAUGAUAUUUUGGUUUAUAGUUCUGAUGAGGAUGCUCAUGUUAUGCAUUUGAGAAAAGUAUUUGAAUUGUUGAGAGAUGAGAAGCUUUUUGCUAAUGUGAAGAAGUGUCAUUUAUUCACUCAUGAAGUUGCAUUUUUGGGGUAUGUUGUUUCGGGUGAUGGUGUCAAAAUGGAUAGUGGGAAAGUUGAAGCAAUUCUGAAUUGGCCUACUCCUAAGUCAAUUCAAGAGAUUCGGAGUUUCCAUGAGUGUGAUGCCUUGGAUGUGGGCAUAGGGGCUGUUUUGAGCCAAGGGAGGCAACCCAUUGCAUUCUUUAGUGAAAAAUUAAAUGAAUGCAAAAGAAAAUACUCUACUUAUGAUAAAGAGUUUUAUGCAUUGGUGCGGGCACUUGAUCAUUGGUCACAAUACUUGCUGCCACAACCCUUUGUGUUGUUUUCGGAUCAUGAAGCAUUGAAGUUCAUCAAUCAACAACACAAGCUUAAUAGGAGACAUGCAAAGUGGGUGGAAUUUUUGCAAUCUUUUAGUUUCUCCAUUAAGCACAAGGUCGGGGCUCAAAAUGUGGUGGUCGAUGCACUUAGUAGGAAGUUCACACUUUUUACUACACUACAAGUGCAAGUUGUGGGGUUUGAAGCUAUUAGGGAGUUGUAUGAGCAUGAUGAGGACUUUGGAGAUACAUGGAGAUCUUGCCAUCAUGACCCUAGUAAGCUUUAUUCUUUUGUUGAUGGUUAUUUGUUUUAUGCUAAUAGAUUGUGUGUACCUCGUUGUUCUUUGAGGUUGGCUAUUAUAGAGGAAGCUCAUGGUGGAACGUUGAGUGGGCACUUUGGAAGGGCUAAAACUUUGUACAUGGUGCAACAAAAUUACUUUUGGCCGAGACUUAAGAGGGAUGUUGCUAGGCAUGUCCUAUCAUGCCAUGUGUGUCAUUUGGCCAAGACAAGGAGCCAAAAUAGUGGGCUAUACACUCCAUUACCGGUUCCUAAUGCACCAUGGGAGGAUGUUAGUAUGGAUUUUGUGCUCGGGUUGCCUAGGACACAAAGGAACCAAGACUCUAUCAUGGUUAUUGUGGAUAGAUUCUCAAAGAUGGCUCAUUUUGUUCCUUGCAACAAGACAAAUGAUGCAAGUCACAUUGCCGAAUUGUACUUCAAGGAGGUAAUGAGAUUGCAUGGUGUUCCUAGAAGCAUAGUCUCGGAUAGGGAUACAAAGUUCCUUAGCCAUUUUUGGAGGACCAUUUGGAGGAAGCUAGGGAGUACUUUGAAAUUCAGUUCGGCCUAUCACCCACAAACCGAUGGGCAAACUGAAGUUACUAAUAGGAGCUUAGGGAGCUUGUUGAGGAGUUAUGUGGGGAAGAACAUCAAGCAAUGGGAUUUGAUUCUACCACAAAUUGAGUUUGCUUACAACCGGUCUUUUCACACUUCCAUUGGGAGAACUCCAUUUAAGGUAGUUUAUGGCAUUAAUCCUCUUACUCCUUUGGAUUUAACUCCUUGUUCUAGUGGGCAGUAUAGUAGUGACGCAGAUGCUAGAGCCAAGGAGAUUAAGAAGCUCCAUAGUGAUGUCCGAGAGAAGAUCACUCAACAAAACAUCAAGUACAUACAACAAACCAACAAGCACCGUAAGUUUGUUAAACAUGAUGUAGGUGAUUUGGUGUGGAUUCACUUGAGAAAGGGAAGGUUCAACCAAGGUCUAUUUGCAAAACUUAAACCAAGAGCAGAUGGCCUUUUUAAGAACAUUGAGAAGCUCAGAGAUAAUGCUUUCAAGCUUGAUUUGCCCGAGGAUUAUGGUCUUGCUUUGGUGACAUGGCACGGUGGGUGGGACCUUGAAAGCCACGUUGGAGCCAAGCUAGCACCUCUCCAAGUAGAUGCCACGGUGGAAGCAAGCACCAAUCCUAGUUUGACACAUGGAAAAACUGUCGAGCUAUUUCAAAGGGGUGUUGCCUCACAAGAGGCUAAAGAUACUCUGACGACCGAGGCGAUAAAGAUGUGCCAUUCCUUGGACUCUGUUUUGAAGGAUUUGGCAUUGAAGAACUUGGCUGCACUUGAGAAAAAUGAGAGGGAGGAACGUCCUACAGCUAAACUUGGCCUGAUGGACUGGGGCAAAACCACCCUUAUCAGUUCUCUCAAGGCAAAUGCGUGGAGGGGGAUUUACUUCUAA